ACUAUCAUAUCUGCAGAGUUUCUCUUUCAGUUAGGAAGCGGAAGGGAAGGAAAGCUCGAGAGAGUGGGCCGAUCCGAACGAAGACACUUCACAACGAACAGUCGGACUUCUCAGAAAGUUACCCAGAAAGUGCUGUGGACACUAACAACAUUAUACAGACAUGGUGAUUGGCAGCUUGGGUCAAAACUGCCCUGACAUGCCUGGUGGAGAGCAAGGCAGCACGGCCGGCCUUCCUCCGCAGCGCGAAGAAGAGCAAUGGGAUCUGGGGGAACAGAAGAAGCCCCUGAGGAUCAUGCUUCUUGGGAAGAGUGGGGUAGGCAAGAGCUCGAGUGGGAACACCAUCCUCGGGCGGACGGUGUUUGUAUCAGACAUGAAGCUGAAGAGAGUCACCAGAUACUGUGAAAAAGAGAAUGGGACGGUGAAGGAUGUGCCCGUCACUGUGAUCGACACACCGGGCCUUUUUGAGACCAUAGCAACCAAGGAGGUCAUUGUGCGAGAUAUUCUUAAGUGUGUCAAACUCCAGGAACCGGGCCCUCACGUCUUUGUGCUCGUAGUCCCCGUAGGCCGGAUGACUCAGGAAGACCAAGAUACCAACACACUGAUCGAAGCAAUGUUUGGCCCGAGGGUGUGGGACUACACUAUUGUGCUGUUCACGCAUGGGGAUCGCUUGGGUAGGAAAACCAUCAACGAUGUCAUCACGGAGAGUGAGGACGACCUCCGCAACUUCAUACGCAAGUGCAGCGGCGGCUUCCACGUCUUCGACAACAAGAACCCAGAGGACCAGGAGCAGGUGACGAGCUUCGUGGCCAAAAUCCAGACCCUGUUGGCCCUGAAUGGAGGGGGUCAUUACAGUACGAAGAUGUAUCCCAAACAGGAGAGGAAGAUUAGGGAACAACAGGAGAACUUACUGACGGAGAGAAAUAAUGAGAUCAGCCGCAAGGAGAAACAGCUGGAGGAGCAUUUCCAGGGGCAAGACCUGGAGGCGAAGAAGCGGGACCUGUGGAGAAAAGAGGAGGACAAAGCGAGAGCAGAGGCAGAGAAAUACAUCCGCAAUGCCUUAGUUUGGAAAUGCAUCACCUUCCUGGCAGUGAUAGGACUGUUAUUAGGUCUGGCUCUUCAGGCACCAAUUGUGUGGGUUCUGGCAGGGAUUAUGAUUGUCAUUUUGAUUUUUUUUAAGGAGUCCAUUCUUCGUCUGUCUAUGUCUGGAAAAAUACCGUGGCUCUCUAAGAAAAUCCAAUAGGUGUGCUUUGAGAUAGGGAAGCGUUGUUAGCAAUCAGUCAUCUAUUACUCACAACUGUAAAAGAUGUUCAACUGAUGAGAUGGAUUUUAUUUUAGAGAAUUUUUUUUUUUUUAAAGGUGCCCUGCCACACAAAACCGUUUUACCUGCAUUUUUUGAAAUCUGUUCGGUACACAUGUGUCUGUGUUAUGUUGUGAAUGUGAAAAUGAACUGCUACCUCCUCUGUCAGCUCUUACCACGGAAAUGAAAUAAGAGAAGAAAUCAGGCCAAAUACAAAAGCUGGUCAGUCUGACGUCAUGCUGCCUGUGCUCAUUACUUUUCAUGAGCUCGCCCAGUUGCGCUGGGUAAAGUAUACUGAUGGCAAGGAUCUCAUUGGUUAGCUGUUAGCCAAUCAGAGUCAAGCAGCUUAGCUCA
Etheostoma spectabile (orangethroat darter) is the source of this 1651-nucleotide messenger RNA. Its product is annotated as GTPase IMAP family member 4. The record is from RefSeq and is a predicted model, not a curated record. Bases 161 to 1240 code for a protein of 359 amino acids. Gene Ontology annotation, molecular function: GTP binding. The transcript has 2 exons. NCBI's taxonomy places the organism in Eukaryota, Metazoa, Chordata, Actinopteri, Perciformes, Percidae.